CGGCGCGCACGCGCAGGCGGCCGUUCCCAGCUUGCAGCGCUGCGCGGCGGCCGAGCCGGCAGUGGGCCGCCUCUGGCAGCCCCGGGCCGGGCGCCCCCGUCCCCAACAGCGGGGACAGGAUGGCGCUGAAGCGGAUCCAGAAGGAACUAACUGACUUGCAAAGGGACCCUCCUGCCCAGUGCUCCGCGGGACCUGUGGGAGAUGAUUUGUUCCACUGGCAGGCCACCAUCAUGGGCCCGAAUGACAGUCCUUACCAAGGAGGCGUUUUCUUCCUGACCAUCCACUUUCCUACAGAUUAUCCUUUCAAGCCCCCAAAGGUUGCUUUCACAACCAAAAUUUAUCACCCCAACAUCAACAGCAACGGCAGCAUCUGCCUCGACAUCCUGCGGUCCCAGUGGUCUCCAGCACUGACGGUGUCAAAAGUUCUCUUAUCCAUCUGUUCCCUGCUCUGCGACCCCAACCCAGACGACCCUCUGGUGCCAGAGAUAGCCCACACCUACAAGGCCGACAGAGAGAAGUACAACAGACUAGCGAGAGAGUGGACACAGAAAUAUGCUAUGCAGAACAGAAGAUAUGGAAACUUUUAACAGGUAGUCUGUUGGGUAACUGGCCUCCUCUCUUAAGUUUCUGAUGCAGCACAUUUUAAGAGUCCAGAGGUUCGAGAUUAGGUUAGUGAGAAGAAGGGGAGGAAAGAGAUUAUUCUAAUUAAACCUCCAGAGAGAGGGAGGAAAAUUGAGGGACUUCAAAUCUCUAAAGUCAAGUUUGGCCUAGUCUUUCUUAAGUGGGUUUCAAAGUUGGUCCACUCCCAGAACAGCCGUAUGAAAAAAAUGUUUGGGUGAGUUGGACCAGGGGUUGGAGAAACACUAAAAUUCUGCAACCAAAUGGCCAGGCCUGUGGAGUUUGGAAGGAAGCCUGCAGGCCUUGCCCCUGGGGAUCACCAGUCGGUGAGCACAGGAGGUUGAUCUGCUCCCACAUUGUAGCACAGCUUCAGUUCAAUGCUCUUGGUUCCCAGUGACAGUGCUGAGAUUAGUCACCAGCACUUCCUUAGCAAAGCAGGCAGCAGUCUGAGCCCGGUUUGCAUUGACUUUAUGGGGGUCCCCAUUUAGGAUCCUCUGUUACUACAACAAGGCUGCUUUUUGUGUUCCAUGGGCCCCAUUCCCUGCCUCCUACCAUGGUGAGGGUCGCCCUUUUGUCUCUUUGCUAUCCCUUUGGUCUUUACUUAAACAAAGUGACAAACUUAGGUGUCCCCUGGGAACACUGUCAUCACAUGGCUCUGCCACUUCAGACAGGGGUCACAGUGCUCCUUGAACCAAAUGUGACAAAGCACGGGAAGGCAGAAUCAAAUUUCAGAGACAAGUCAGAGGCUCACAGAAGGAAUCUCCAGGCCCAAUUUGGUGUUGAGACAGUGGGUGCAGUGUUUCAGCCUUUCAAGUGUAAUAACUUAUGACUCCCAAGAAGCUGAUGAAUUUUCUCAGUCCAGUCAAAAUGUCCCCAAGCCUGCUCUCUCCAUUGGAGAUACACAGUAGAAGUAAAAUUAUCCCUUUGGGAUCCCCAGUAUAAAUUACCAUUCCCUCUUUGCUAACUUGAGUUGCACUCUGUACCUACCAGACCCCUUGGACAGGCCACCACAGUGAUGCUCCCCAGGCCUGUCCCUGGCAAAUUCCCUGGACUCGCUCCCCCUGGGAAACUUGCUUUUCCUGCCUUCCAGGGCUCAGGUCAGCCCAAAGGACAGGCAUCUUAGGUUUAAAAAUGUACUCUGGUGCAGGCAGCUCCCGUGUAACCCACGGAUACAGAUAUCGUGUUUCCAAGGCGAAUCCCAGGCCAGUAAGUGGACACCAGAUCUAAAAAGCUAACUGCAGAAUUCUCUGUGGACCAGAGAUAUCAGGGAGGUGUGUGAUCUUAAGCAGUUGCUCUAGCAUGAACAACUGAUUUAACUCAGUCCCAAAGUGUCUCAGUUUGCUGGCGGGGGCUGAGAUCUUGAUCCUCUGUCAGGCUACAGGAAGACCCGGGAGUUCCAAGAAUAUGGCAAAGGGUCAAAAUCUCCCAACAAGGGAUUAAAACACCAGAACACCAAUGUCCAACAGGCCUGGCAGCUCACAGCUGAGCUGUGUGUCAGCACCGUGGGAUCCCACACCACCUGACUGCACAUGCUCAAGGACAGGCAGGUUUCUGUCUCUGAAAUUCAGGAAAAAGUCUCCUGAAGUUCUAGAGAGUUGCUUAUGGGACUGGUCUGCAGAACUGCUAGCCUGAGGCCUGUCCUGGCAGAGGCAGGGAAAUCCUUGAGAGCAACAUGGGCCACUCGUCACUCCCACCCUUGCCUGCCCUCCCUUCUGUGCCUCUGUUCCUCCAGCUCUUCUCGCUGUGACACAUGCUUCCUCCCUGGCAGCACUGGGUAAGGGUUGGAUGGGGAUUAGAUCUAGCCAUGAGGGACUUCCUUGGUGGCCAGAGGUUAAGAAUCCGCCUACCAAUGCAGGGGACAUGGGUUCAAUCCCCGGUCCGGGAAGAGCCCACAUGCCACCGAGCAAUUAAGCCCGUACGCCACAACUACUGGGCUUGUGCCUUGGAGCCCGUGAGCCACAACUAUUGAGCCCACAUGCUGCAACUACUGAAGCACAUGCACCUAGAGCCCGUGUUCCACAAGAGGAGCCACCACAAGGAGAAGCACACACACCACAAAGAAGAGUAGCCCUCGCUCACCACAACUAGAAAAAGCCAAUGCACAGCAACAAAGACCCUACGCAGCCAAAAAGUAAAUAAAUAAAUUUAUUUUAAAAAGAUAUAGCCAUGAAAGCUGGUCCUCUGAGAAGUGGAGGAUGGCUUACUGGUGUUACCAACCUGAGUCCUUGGACUAUGUAAUCAAUAGAAAUUGAUGAGAGACCAGACAAGAAAUACAGGCAAGGCUUUACUGGGACUUGAGCUGCAGAGUGAGAACAAGUAACAGG
Molecule: messenger RNA, 2942 nt
Organism: Hippopotamus amphibius kiboko
Lineage: Eukaryota; Metazoa; Chordata; Mammalia; Artiodactyla; Hippopotamidae
Product: ubiquitin-conjugating enzyme E2 D4
Exons: 8
Coding region: 120-587 (155 amino acids)
Biological process (GO): ubiquitin-dependent protein catabolic process; protein polyubiquitination
Cellular component (GO): nucleus
Molecular function (GO): ubiquitin conjugating enzyme activity
Source: RefSeq, a predicted model, not a curated record